Molecule: messenger RNA, 1861 nt
Organism: Trifolium pratense (red clover)
Lineage: Eukaryota; Viridiplantae; Streptophyta; Magnoliopsida; Fabales; Fabaceae
Product: UPF0481 protein At3g47200-like
Exons: 2
Coding region: 162-1577 (471 amino acids)
Source: RefSeq, a predicted model, not a curated record
UCUUGGGUGAUUGCAUAAGCAACAUUAAAGAAGAACCGUAAACUAUUCCUAAACCUCUCUACUGUGGCACCCAACACAGAUACAUAAUCGUGUUAGAGGCUUAAAUUAAUUGAAGUGUCAGAUUUGAAACAGAUUUGAGCUGCUGCACAUAGUUGAAGUCUAUGGAGGAAAGGGAGGAAGAAAAAAGCAGGCACAAGAGAUGGAUGCAAACUACUAAAGCAUUGUUAGGUGCUGUACGUAAAGAAACAUGUCAACCUUAUAGCAUCUCCGUUGUUCCGGAUGACCUUCGCAAAUGGAAUGAGACUGCUUACAUGCCGAAAGUUGUUUCCAUCGGUCCCCGAUACAAGGGAAGGAAGGAGCUAUUACCAAUGGAAGAGAUCAAAUGGCGCUGCGUCACUGCUCUUCUUAGUCGAACAUUUGGGAUGGAUGCUAUAGAAACCUGUAUGAAAGCAGUUAUAGAUUUAGAUGCAGCUGUUCGGGCAAGCUACGUUGAUGUAAUCACACUGGACAGGUAUGAUCUGGCAACAACUAUGGUAUUUGAUGGCUGUUUUCUGUUAGAACUUCUCAUUUGUGAAUCAAAGUUGGAUUCAGAGAUACCAAUUCCAUUUAAUGGGAUUAGUCCCGGGAUAGAGGUUAAAAAGAUGGAGUAUGUCAUAAGUGAUCUGAUGCUAUUGGAAAAUCAGUUACCAAUUUUUAUCCUCGAAACAUUGUUUGAAAAGCUUCUUGGUUCCUCUAACCAAAUGCGCGAGUUCAUACAAAAUCUAGCUUUGCCUCUCUUCGGCUACUCUGAGAAAUUGAUGGUUAAAUCCACCUCUCACUUCCUUGAUACUGCUUACUCCUACCUUGAAAUGGGAUGGAUGGAUAAAAAGAUUGAGGAGAUUGAAGUGAGGCUAAGUUCAGGCACUACUGAUACCAAACUGCAAGAGCAACAUCUGAGACGCUGUGCUACGAGACUCAAAGCUGUUGGUAUUACUAUAAAAUGUCUGAAUACUACUGAUGACGGUAUAAACUUCAAAUUUGCCACUCAGUUUGACAACAAAAGUGAAGGGAUACUACAAAUCCCAAAACUAAUAAUUUCAAAGACAACAGAAGUAUCAUGGAGGAAUUUCAUUGCUUGGGAGCAUCAUAAGAAGAAAUUGAAGACCAGUUUAUCUUCUAUUUCUGACAGGCGUAGUAUAUGCACUUCCUCUGCCUUGAUUUUUAGGGAUUUGAUAUGCUGUUCAAGUGAUGUUCAACUGCUCAAAGACACGAGAGUUAUAGAAGACCAUACCAACACGAGCAAUGGCGAUCUGGUGGCUUUUUUCCAUUCAAUCGCAACUGGGGUUGACAGCAGCAUUAUCGACCACAAACACACCACCAUAUUUCUGGACUUGAAUGCAUUUCCAACAAAAAGUUACUUCACCAAAAUCUACAUAUUAUUGAGACAUUUUUUUAGCAAAACUUCAGAUUGGUACUACCGUUUUUACAAAUUUUUAAAGCGCGGUUAUAACUUAGCUGCUGCCAUCGUCACUUUACUCACUGUUGUCCAGACUUGUUACGCCGUCCUUGCCUAUCACUUUCCCAAACAACAGAGCUAAACACCGGUGUCAUGGUGUAAUGAACAAGGUUUGAAUGAUCCAAAUUAGAACAUGAAGUUCCACAAAAGGGAAAAGACAAGUGGAAGAAUGUAUCGUGUCUUGGAUUCGUCGUGAACAUACAAGUCAGUAGGGAAUUUGACUAUUUUCUAUAAAUAGUCAUCAAAAUCUAUGUAAUAAGGGCUGCUCUUGAUUUCAGAAAUCCACGUCUAAUUGAAUCAACAGUCGGUUAUCUUUGUUUUAAGUAUGCAUGCAACGUAUUUUUUAUGUCCAAUUUAACUUCCGUU